AUUUCAGUAAUUGGAAACUAUUUUGAUAGCCAAGCCUUAUUUUCGUCUAAUUAAUAAAUUGUAAUUAAAAACAAUUUCUGCUUCUCCAAUACAAAAGAAAUAAAAUAAAACAUUAUGGUUGUCAAGGUUUACAUAAGUGGGAUUUCAGGAAACAAAGAAGUGAAAAAAAGACAACAAAGAGUACUGAUGAUAUUAGAUUCGAAAAACAUUAAGUAUGAAGUCAUCGACAUAACGGAACCGGGUAAAGAGGACGAUAAGGAUUUUAUGCAAAACAAUGCGAAAUGUAACGGCGGAACUGUGAGCGACCCUAAUCCCCGAUCACCGCUGCCGCCGCAAGUAUUUAAUGAUGAGGAGUAUUGUGGGGAUUAUGACCAAUUUGAUAUGGCUAAUGAAGUGGAUACCUUAGAACAAUAUUUAAAGUUGGAAAUACCAUCUGAAUCCCUCCCGGGUCCUGACAAUGAGGUGAGUAUUAAGAAUGGCAGUGUUAAGGAAUCCAGUAUAGAGAAAAAAUAUAAAAACUCCAAUGUUGAUGCAUCUGAAGAAUAUGUAAAUAAUGAGGCUAAUGAAGGUGCUUCUACGAAUGAAGAGAUACAAGCUGCUAACACAGAACUAGAUGAAAAUCUAUUGGAGGAAGUAGAAAAUGAAGAUUCUGAAAAUAGGUUAAAACCUGAAUAUGUAAAUAAAUCCUCAAAAGAAAUAGCCCCUGCAAACGACGAAAAUGGCCAUGAAAAUGGAGUUAUCAGUUCCCGUGAGCCAUCAAAUGAAAAAGAAGAAAUUCAGCAUACAAAGGAAAACCUUUCAGAAGCCCUCAUUGAAAGUGAAAAGGCAGUCUCUACUGAAUAGUCUGUCUGUUUUAUUGCUUAUCAGCUCAAAUCACUUAUAGCACUAAGCAUUACUCAUCAUUAUUUAUAAUCAUUGUUCACAUUAUUGCAAAAUUAUAUCAAAUCAUUGUAUAUAACAAAAGUAUUGUUGAGAUUUUGUGUUAUGUAGCUAUGUAUGUUUACAUUAUUAUGAAGUGGCCUACAUCGUUUUAGAUAUAAUUCAAUGUAAGAUAAAUAUUUUGACAUUGUAUUAUUUUUAUGAAUAAUUUAAUAAUGGAUUGAAUAUUGGUUGUAAUCCUUAUUAACAUUUAGAUAGAGUGCCUCUUUCUACGAGGAUUAUAUUUGACUAUUAUUUUCUGCAUAAUUUGCUUGAAAGUUUUGAUCUGGAUUUAUUUAUAUAAAUGAAAUGAGCAUUCUACAAAUGCUCUUAAUGAAGUUCAGGUAUAUAUGAUAUAUCAUGGCAGACAUGACAUUUACUUGUAAGAAAUGCCAAUAUCAAGACUUAUAGUCUUAAGGUGCUAAAUUCUAGCCUUAAUUGCGUUUUCUUGCUUAGUCAGUGCUUUUGUAUUGUAAUUUUAGUUUAUUACAUUUAUUCAUCAAUUCUUAAUAUUAUUAAAGACAUUUUUAACAAUUUUUUCUUAUAAUAAAUUUCAGUAAUUAUUA
Molecule: messenger RNA, 1484 nt
Organism: Pieris brassicae (large cabbage white)
Lineage: Eukaryota; Metazoa; Arthropoda; Insecta; Lepidoptera; Pieridae
Gene: Sh3beta
Product: SH3 domain-binding glutamic acid-rich protein homolog
Exons: 4
Coding region: 115-843 (242 amino acids)
Cellular component (GO): cytoplasm
Source: RefSeq, a predicted model, not a curated record